CCGUGUCGGAUGCCGUGACGGGUAGGCCUCAGUGCAGUACGAAAGAGUGAAGACGAAGGUCAGAACAGUAGACGGCCUCAUAAUGCAACUGGUCAAAUCAAUUGCGACAGGAUUGCUGCUCGCUGGCUGCGUGCUGGCAUCAGCAGUCCCUAAGCCAGCGCCAGUGCCAGUAGCUCAGCAUCAUCCUCACAAGAUUGCGCCUAAGGUGUUCAUCGUCUCUAUGUUCAAACCUGAAGCCGCGGUCUGGUGGAAGAUCCCCGAGUUUGAUCUCCUUGCGCACAAUAUCACUGUACCUGGUGCUUCGCCCGUCUACCCUGACGUCUACUGCACCGCCGACUACAGCAUCUGCCAGCUGAUCACCGGCGAAGGCGAAAUCAACGCAGCCGUCACCGUCUCCUCCAUUGCCUUCUCCCACCUCUUCGACCUCACGCACACCUACUUCCUGAUCGCAGGCAUCGCCGGCGUCAACCCCAAGGUCGCCACCAUCAACGGCGUCACCUUCGCCCGGUACGCCGUGCAAGUUGCGCUGCAGUAUGAGAUCGACAUCCGCGAUCUCGGACCAAACUACACAUCCCCCUACAUCCCCCAGGGCGCCCACGCACCCGACCAAUACCCGCCAGCAUCUACGCUGCGCUCGCUAGCCGCCUCCUUCGCCCGCACGGCGCAGCUGGCCGACUCCGACACCGCCAAGGCCUACCGCGCCAAGUACGUCACGGAUAGUGGCACCUACGCAGCGGGCACCCAGGCCCCCUCAGUCGUGGAAUGCGACGUCUCCACAAGCGACGUCUACUUCAGCGGGACGAUCCUCGACGACGUCUUCGACAAUACCGUUAGUGUUCUGACGAACGGGACGGGCGUGUACUGCAGCACCGCGCAGGAGGACAACGCGACGCUCGAGGCGCUGCUGCGCGCUGCGUCGCACAGCCGCGUGGAUUUCUCCCGGAUUAUCGUCAUGCGCACGGCGUCUGACUUUGAGAGGCCGUAUCCUGGUCAGUCGGCGAUUGAUAAUCUGCUGUAUGCGGACCAGGGCGCGUUUGGGCCUGCGGUGCAGAAUAUCUACAACGCGGGGAUUAAGGUUGUGGAGGGCAUUCUGGACGGUUGGAAUAAGACUUUUGCGGCUGGUGUUAAGCCUAGCAAUUAUAUUGGCGAUGAGUUUGGGACACUGGGCGGGAAGCCGGAUUUUGGGCCUGGGACGACGAUUGCUCGGCAAGAGGGGAAUGCGUUAAAGAAGAGAGGAGUGGCUAAGCGUGGGAGACGGUUGUAGGCUCGUCUUCUAUGCUGAUAUAUAUCAUUUAUCGUCUAGACUUAUGUCUGCUUUGAAUAGAAACCUGAUUGGCAACUCCUUCCCGCAGCAGGGGUUAUAAUGGUAGCUGUAUAUGAAUCACAAAGAUUUCUUUGUAGCCUGUCUGAACCCGCAUACAACGGAAAAGCUUCUGUACCAUUUCUUUGAGCGCCAUUGAUCUCCCAAGCCACGCAUAGUCUCCAUGUCCUGGUACAAACAUGAGAAGGAGGAUGGUAUUUUAGAAGAGUUCAAGAAACUACUGCAAUCCUGACGAAUUCAAGCUUAUGUCCAUGAAGGAACCCCGCC
Molecule: messenger RNA, 1588 nt
Organism: Aspergillus novofumigatus IBT 16806
Lineage: Eukaryota; Fungi; Ascomycota; Eurotiomycetes; Eurotiales; Aspergillaceae
Product: purine-nucleoside phosphorylase
Exons: 3
Coding region: 83-1264 (393 amino acids)
Biological process (GO): transmembrane transport
Cellular component (GO): endoplasmic reticulum
Source: RefSeq, a predicted model, not a curated record